Panicum virgatum (switchgrass) is the source of this 1026-nucleotide messenger RNA. Its product is annotated as protein yippee-like At3g08990. Bases 259 to 747 code for a protein of 162 amino acids. The transcript has 2 exons. Gene Ontology annotation, cellular component: ubiquitin ligase complex. NCBI's taxonomy places the organism in Eukaryota, Viridiplantae, Streptophyta, Magnoliopsida, Poales, Poaceae. The record is from RefSeq and is a predicted model, not a curated record.
UGCCUGCCCUCUCUUUUCUCCUCCAUCCCGGUUUUACUCUGUCCUUUCCCCUGCCGAUCCCCUUCCCCUCCCUCCCUCCCUCCUCCUCUUCCUCUUCACCAUUCCACCCAUCAUCCAUCUCGUCUGGCGAUCAAUCGGUUGCCCGGGCCCAGUCCUCGCCCAUCUCGUCGUAUUGGGCUCGAUUGCAGAGAGCCAGGUGGUGCCGCGCCGGGCGACCAGGUCCGCAUCCUCGCUCGAUCUCGAAUCGAUCCAUCAUCCAUGGGGCGGCUGCUGCUGGUGAGCCUGCCGGCGACGGGCGCCGUCAUCUACCGCUGCAAGCACUGCGACACGCCCCUCGCCUACGCCACAGACAUCAUCUCCAGGAUGUUCUGCUGCAAGAACGGCAAGGCGUACCUGUUCGGCAAGCUGGUGAACGUGAACGUCGGGGAGAAGGACGACCGGGAGAUGACGACGGGGAUGCACACCGUGUGCGACAUCUUCUGCGUCGCCUGCGGAUGCAUCCUGGGCUGGAAGUACCUGGCCGCCGUCGAAAAGGAUCAGCGCUACAAGGUAGGCAAGUUCAUCCUCGACAGGGGCGUGCUGGUGGCGGCGGCGAGUCCCGCUGCUGCUGCUGCCGCCGCCGCCCAUGGGAAUGGGAAUGGGAAUGGGAAUGGGAUGUGGCAGCAGCAGCAGCAGCAGCAGCAGCAGCUGCAGACGAGCGGCGACGACCAGGACAGCGAUGAAGAAUCUUCUGACCACCAGGAUUGAUCGAUUCAUUCAUUGAUGCCUGAGCAUCCAUCCAUCCAUCCAUGCCUGUAAAUAAUACUUGUGCUACUGCUUAGUCCAGUCUGUCUUCCUAGUGUUUCUGCUGCUGCUUAAUCUUUCUUCUUCUUCUUUUUGUUUCCGUUCCAUAUCGCUGGCCGACUUGGCAAAUGAAAUGGAAUGCAUUUCUAGCUGGUGCUGCUUCUGGAGGUGGUAGUGCCAGUAACUAACUAGUACUGUUAUAUAUUAUCAUCCAUUUAUCAGCAAGCUAAGCUCUUUCAUCCA